CCGCGUCGCGGGGGUUGAAUCGCCCUGAAUCGCGCCGCGCGCUCACCGAUACGCGCCAUGAAACGACAAACUCGGUGAACGGUGACGAAAGGCAGUGAACGAUAUACAACGUCUCGCGCGAUUCACGUCCAAUCCGCGGCACGAUCCGCGGCGACGAUUAAUUUACGAUUCCGUCGGCGGGGUAAACUCGCGCGAGACGAGCGACGUCUGAUUUAAGCAGCUGAGUCCAAGUCGGGCCAAGUGGUCCACCGACACGCCGAUACGACGGAAAGGAAAGUGACCGAAAGGAGUUUCGGGAGUGAGCCGCGAGCAUUUCUCUCUUCUCGGUAUCGUCGUUCCGCCUCGAACGCGCAUAACCGUCGCGGGGUUGGAAACACGCACGGCACGUGGACGAGGGAACUCUGGGCCCCGUCCUCUCGCCUGGCGCGAGGAACGGCUUGGCUCUUCGGCCUUGGGUCGUCGUCGUUGUCGCGGCACCGGCGAGAAUCUCCCGCCCGAUCGAGACCUUGACGCCCGGACGAGGAUGUAACUCGAGCGAGGCAUGCACGCGUCCUAGCCGCGACUACUACGUUGGGCUGAACGAGGAAAGAUGCAGUCGACCUGCCAGCAGCAAGCUCAGCCAGGCCAGAACGGUACCUCAGCUAGCAGGACGUCGUUCCUUAUCGAGGAUAUCCUUAGCCGCGGCACCGUCACCCCGCACACCCACCAUCAUCAGCUGCACCAUCAGCACCUGACGCCGACCUCUGGCCACACGCAGCAGCACCAUCAGUACCAGCAGUUCGCCAGUCUGCUGCCCGGCUAUCCCGCGGCACCGCCCGCCGCUGCGGCCUUCUUCUUGGGACCGCUCUUCGGUAGUGGCAUGGGGGUCGGCGUAGUGCCGGGGGUCGGGGAACUGGCGGCCCUCAAGCAUUGCCGACGACGAAAGGCCCGGACCGUAUUCAGCGACCAGCAGCUGGCGGGUCUGGAAGCGAGGUUCGAGGUGCAGAGAUAUCUGAGCACGCCCGAGAGGGUAGAGCUGGCGGCGGCGUUACACCUGUCCGAGACCCAGGUGAAAACAUGGUUCCAAAAUCGGCGGAUGAAGCACAAGAAGCAGCUGAGGAAGCUGAACACGGGCGGCAGCGGCAAUUCCAAUUCGGGGCAGCAAUCGAUAUCCGUCACGUCACCCGCUGAACGUCCCGUAGACUUUUCGCUGAGCGGCGGCCGCGAGUCGCGCGCGAGCAGCGACGCGCCCGCGGACUCCGACGACGAGGACGACGACGAGAUCGACGUGCUGGGCGACGAGACGCCGUCGCCGACCCCGACGCCAACGGCGACGCCGACCCCGACGCCGGCGCCGGCGCCAACGCCUACCCCGGCCCCGGCCCCGACGCCGACCUUGGUGUCGACGACGUCGACGACGGUCUCGACCCCGACGUCGGCGCGGAUCGUCGGCGGCGCCACCCUGCCACCCCUGUCCAGACGCGGCACGCCACCGAGGAUCCUCCACGCGGCGAUUCAUCCGCAUCCGCACUCGCAUCCGCACUCUCAUCCGCAUCCGCACACGGUCGGUCUGCACCAUCAGCCGCAGCACGGCCAGCAUUCCGCCCAGCGUCAGCAUCGCUGAGACGCGCCACGACCUACCGGAAUCACGGCUACCACGCGUAGGGUGGAAAGGGAAUAAUCUUCGUCCGCGGUACCGGGUGCUACCACUCCCCGAUACCCCGCGACGACGAGGCUCUACCGAGAAUUUACCUUAGGCUAUAAAGCUCGACGCGUAACGUACGGAGAGAGAACACGGAAUUUGGCAGAGAUCGUCCCUAGCUCGAGGGAUCGGCAGGAGAGAGAGAGAGAGAAACCGACAAUGGUGAUCCUCGCGCGUCCUUUAAGCGGUAUUGUAUACGUGUCACACUGAAAUAAUUCAACGCUGUUCAACGCAGAACGGUAUAUCGUCGCUGGAUCUUCCCGCUUGCGUAACGUAAUAUGAAGAGAGAAAAGAAACGAAAGAAAUUGGAGUUUUGCCGGUUCCGAAAUCUCUACUUUUUAUAGUGAAAUACGGUAAAUAAAUGCGGUAUUUGGUCUGUUGUUACUUUUUAUAGUCAAGUGUGUAAAAAAAAUAGGCCGUGGUUUUCGUUGAGAAUUAAACUGUCAUGCUCUGACGCGAUGUGUACACUUGUUUCUCCUCGAUUUUUGUCUCUUCCCAGGCAGUUUUCUGGAAUUUCGAGUACGUAAUGUAUCUUUUGGGGGAUAAGGGACGGACAGACAGACGGAACGUUUUAAGCCAAGUCCUCUAAGAAUGAGCAAAAAGAUACGAGCAAAAUAAUAUACAAAAAAAAAGAUAAGUAACAGAUAGAACAAGAAAAAUGAUAAAAGAAGGAAAAAGAUGACAUAAGACAUAAAAAUUCAAAGGACGGAAAGAGAAAUUCGACAAAUUUUUUCGUAUCAGAAGAACACGCGACUUAUGCUCAUUUCUAUCAAGGUAGAUUAACUUUGACCUCAAUUUAAUGACCUGUUUUUUAUUUUUUCCUAAUUCUUAGAAUUAAAGGAAGAUAGAAGGUAAAACCAAGAUUAAAGCUAACUCUCUAUGGUCCAACCGGCUGGAAUUUAAAGACCCAGGCAAAUUUUCAAUCUUGAAAUUCGGACACGUACAAAAAAAAA
This is a messenger RNA of Solenopsis invicta (red fire ant), 2634 nucleotides long. RefSeq names its product brain-specific homeobox protein homolog (gene bsh). Gene Ontology annotation, biological process: regulation of DNA-templated transcription. Gene Ontology annotation, molecular function: DNA binding; DNA-binding transcription factor activity, RNA polymerase II-specific. NCBI's taxonomy places the organism in Eukaryota, Metazoa, Arthropoda, Insecta, Hymenoptera, Formicidae. The transcript is spliced from 3 exons. The record is from RefSeq and is a predicted model, not a curated record. Bases 590 to 1603 code for a protein of 337 amino acids.